Molecule: messenger RNA, 2049 nt
Organism: Lachancea meyersii CBS 8951
Lineage: Eukaryota; Fungi; Ascomycota; Saccharomycetes; Saccharomycetales; Saccharomycetaceae
Source: the annotation of a GenBank genome assembly
AUGGAUAACAAAAAAGGGAAGAUAUCAGGGCAAAAAUCCGGUCGUAACGGUACCAAAGACUCUCCCGUUAAGUCUGACGCGAUCAAGGAAAACCAAAAACGAGUCAAAAGACUGAGAAAAUCAUCUCUGAGCCGAGCACAACGAAGUUUUGCAGUUUUUAGCAAGGACAACGGACAUCUAAACAAGUACGAAAACUUAGAGAUGGAUCCCAUUGAUUCUGGUUCCGAUAGCAGCGGCAACCAGCCGAAAAAUGAGAAAAAACGGGAACACGUAGUACUGAUAGAAGACGACGGAACCAAAGCCCCGCGGGAAAUUGAUCUGGUAGAGAUCUCUAGCAGCAGUGACAGCGAUGUCGACCCUCAGCAACAGGAAACGCCAGAUUUGGAAAGCCAGGAUCCUUCCACCACGGAAGAUCAUGGCACGGCAAACGCACUAGACGAGAACAAAGACUACAUCUCACUUAGCAUGAGCGAGUCUGAAGAAGAUAGCGGGGACGAGGGCAAGGAAAACGACGUUUCCGGAACAUACGACUACGACAACUACGAUGACGAGUACCAUAAUCAGGACUCGGCUCCAUCGCAAAAACAGCGGCUUAACACGGACUUCCCCUGGAUUCUCAAUCACGAUCACUCCAAACAACGGGAAAUCGCUGACUGGUUAACGCUUGAGAUUAAAGAUUUUGUCGCUUACAUCUCCCCAAGUCAAGAAGAGAUCUCUCUCAGAAACUCGACUAUCACAAAAAUAAGAUCUGUGAUCAAGACAUUGUGGCCGGACUCCGAUCUCCACGUUUUCGGUUCAUUUGCUACCGAUCUGUAUUUACCGGGCUCAGAUAUCGAUUGUGUCGUUAAUAGCAGUUCUGGCGACAAGGAAAACAAAAACUGCUUGUACUCUCUCGCAAGUUUUUUGAAGCGGCGCAAUUUGGCCACACAAGUGGAGGUCAUCGCUAAGGCCAGGGUCCCAAUCAUCAAAUUUGUGGAGCCUGAAUCCCAAAUUCAUAUUGACAUUUCGUUUGAAAGAAUCAAUGGUCUGGAGGCCGCCAAAACUAUUCGUGGCUGGCUAAAGCAGACUCCUGGACUGAGGGAGCUUGUGCUGAUCGUUAAGCAGUUUCUGACUGCAAGAAGACUCAAUAGCGUGCAUACCGGAGGCCUGGGUGGGUUUAGUGUCAUCUGUUUGGUGUACGCUUUUCUCCAGCUCCAUCCUAGAGUUUUGAGUGGUGACAUAAGCAUAGAGGAGAACCUGGGGAUUUUACUUAUAGAUAUGUUUGAGCUUUAUGGCAAGAACUUUGGCUAUGAUCAUGUAGCUUUAUCGGUACAAAGCGAAGGAGCAUCAUACAUACCGAAACAGAAAUACCCAAGCCUACAAAAUCCACGAACUUCAUUUUCGUUGGCUAUACAGGAUCCAGGCGAUCCCAAUAACAACAUCAGUCGUGGUUCUUUCAACAUACGGGAUAUCAAAAAGGCUUUUGCGGGCGCAUUCGAUUUAUUGACCAACAGGUGUUUCGAACUAGAUGCGGCUACGUUCAAAGAUCGAGUAGGGAAGAGUAUUCUCGGUAAUGUUAUAAAGUAUCGGGGUAAACAAAGAGACUUCAAAGACGAAAGAAACCUGGUGGUCAAUAAAGCCAUUGCUGAGAACGAGUUGUACCACCGCAAGCGUGGUAGGAUUGUUCACACUGAAGUCUUCACGGACGUGAGUGACCCCGAGGAGGAGCAAGAUAUCUACGUGGUAGAGAAGCCUCCGAAGAAGAAACAGAAAAAGACCAAAAAUAAGAAAAAGGAUUCGUCGAGUAAAAACGAUAAAUCUAGUGGGUCUGGUAAGUCUUUGGUGGAAAAUCCUUCAAGCAAGAAUGCCACUUCUUCUUCCACCAAGAAAAGCGUUGAGAGUUUAAUGGGGCUGGACGCCGCCGAUGACGGUGACGACGAUGGAUAUGAUCCUUUAAGUCAAACGGCUGGCUCGUUGGCGGAUGACGCAAACAAACCCAGCAUCGCGAUGAAGUCCGUUAACGCCCAAACCAGGCGUGACUACUGGCUGAGCAAGGGCCAGGCGCUUUAG